AUGUUUAAACACAUCGCUACCUCUCUUCUCUUCUCUCUCGCUGCACUCGCCCAAGACAUUGUGUACACACCCAUACACAAUGCGACCACGAUAUAUGGCACAUGGAGCUCAGGUAGUGGUGGUGUGAAAACGGGACCCGGCUUUGCAAACCCCGCAGAUCGAACAUUCACAUAUCCGAAUACGACUGGGAUAUCGUAUUCAUUUACGGAGGAUGGAUUCUAUGAAAUUGCGCGAUACCGGUAUACGAGCAAUGGCUCACAUCCACUGUGCAUAACGGGUGUCAUGAACUGGUGUCAUGGAACAUACCAGUUAAUGCCCAACGGUUCCAUCAUUAUGUCUCCUUUCGGUGACGGAUUUCAGCAGAUCCAAGACGCUUGCGCAGCGGUAUCCAAGUUCAUUGAAACGUACAACGACACCGAAUACUACACGGCGUGGACCAUUUUCCAAGAUCCCGUACUUGGGUACCAGCUCAUUUUGGACCAGUAUGACGGCACGCCUCUUGCACAGCAAAACCUUGUCACCACAUCGCCCGACAUGCUUCCCACGCAGAAUCUUUUCAACGUCACUAAAACCGCGAGCUCGGAUCUCGCGGUCAGCGCAGGCACGCGAACACUGGAAUGGAGUUUUUCCAGUAUUGCUGGACUCACCACUGCCGUGGUCGCUGCAGGCAUGGCGUCGUUUGCCCUAUAA
Fibroporia radiculosa is the source of this 690-nucleotide messenger RNA. RefSeq lists its product as uncharacterized. The coding region runs from base 1 to 690 and encodes 229 amino acids. Lineage: Eukaryota; Fungi; Basidiomycota; Agaricomycetes; Polyporales; Fibroporiaceae. Gene Ontology annotation, biological process: 'de novo' protein folding. The record is from RefSeq and is a predicted model, not a curated record. Gene Ontology annotation, cellular component: endoplasmic reticulum membrane; endoplasmic reticulum. The transcript is spliced from 4 exons.